AUGUCUACUUUCCAGGCAGUCAACACCACAUUGUCGGUCCCAGAUGCGCCACAGGGCCGCCCGGGUGACGAGACGACGCCGACUACUCCCCGACCGAACAGCAGGUUCUUUGCCGAAUCGAAAGCGACCGAAGAGAUCCGUGCCGAAGACCCAUCGGCUAAGACACCUACACGCAAUACCUUUGCGGGUCUUGUUGGUCAGCGACCACUGCCCUCGUCGCCGUUUACACCCGGCCGCGAGCUGAGCGAGACACCUUCAGCUUCGAACAAGAGCGAGCAAAGUAGAGAGGACUCGCAUAGGCCAACAACCUCGGGACAAGAUGUGCAUAUGGGUGAUGGGGAUGAUGACGAGAAAGACGGAUCGGACAACGAUAGCGUAACCAGCGAUUCCAACCGGCCGUCUAAAAAGAAGAAAGGACAACGCUUCUUUUGUACCGACUUUCCGCCGUGCAAUCUCAGCUUCACGAGAAGUGAGCAUCUGGCACGACACAUUCGUAAGCAUACUGGUGAAAGACCUUUCCAAUGUCACUGUUCUCGGCGAUUCUCGCGACUCGACAACCUCCGGCAACAUGCCCAAACAGUUCACGUCAACGAAGACAUACCCUCGGAAUCGCUAGCUGCAACGGUCCAACGCGCCUACAACGCCCACAUCCGCUACCUUUUCGACAGUCACUGGCAGCCCCGCUCGCUACGGGUCCACUAUACAGUCUCCGGUUUCGUCUUCGUCCAGGCCAGUCUCAUGGGCCGGACCACCCCUUCCAGGACGUCGAGAGUCCAUCUCGUCCAGUGGUAA
This is a messenger RNA of Alternaria ethzedia, 792 nucleotides long. RefSeq lists its product as uncharacterized. The coding region runs from base 1 to 792 and encodes 263 amino acids. Gene Ontology annotation, molecular function: RNA polymerase II cis-regulatory region sequence-specific DNA binding; DNA-binding transcription factor activity, RNA polymerase II-specific. NCBI's taxonomy places the organism in Eukaryota, Fungi, Ascomycota, Dothideomycetes, Pleosporales, Pleosporaceae. The record is from RefSeq and is a predicted model, not a curated record. The transcript is spliced from 3 exons. Gene Ontology annotation, biological process: regulation of transcription by RNA polymerase II.